AUGAAGAAAGGCAUAACUGAGUUUGUGGCUAUGUGCCAAAACUGUCAGCAGGUAAAGUAUGAGCAUCAAAGGCAUGCAAGUUUGCUUCAACAAAUGUCAAUCCCAGAAUGGAAGUGGAAAAGGAUAGUUAUGGAUUUCAUAGUUGGUGUUCCUAAGACGUUGGGGAAGUUUGACUCUAUUUGGGUGGUGGUUGACAAAUUGACUAAGUCAACCCACUUCAUUCCAGUUAGAGUAGACUAUAAUGCUCAGCAGUUGGCUAAGGUUUAUGUGAAGGAGAUAGUGAGGCUGCAUCGGGUGCCCCUUUCCAUCAUCUCAGACGGUGGUACACAGUUCACACAACCGUUUGAGUCACUUUAUGGGAGGGGAUGUAGAUCACCCAUAGGGUGGUUUAAGAUUGGAUAUGUGAAACCUUUGGGGGUUGAUUUGGUGAAAGAUGCUCAGGAUAAGGUAAGAAGCAUCCAAGCUAAGCUUCUAGCAGCCCUGAGUCGACAAAAAAUAUGCAUACCGUUAGGUAAGGGACAUGACAUUUCAGCCGGUGAGCAAGUUCUUCUAAAAGUGUCACCCAUAAAGGGGGUGAUGAGAUUCGGCAAGAAGGGAAAUCUUAGUCCUCAAUACAUCGGGCCAUUUGAGAUUCUUGACUGUGUAGGGCCAGUGGUUUAUAGGUUGGCUUUACCGCCUAGCCUAUCUGAAGUCCAUCUAUUGUUCCAUGUGUCCAUGUUGAAGAAGUAUCAUGGGGAUGAAGAUUAG
Molecule: messenger RNA, 747 nt
Organism: Solanum verrucosum
Lineage: Eukaryota; Viridiplantae; Streptophyta; Magnoliopsida; Solanales; Solanaceae
Exons: 2
Coding region: 1-747 (248 amino acids)
Molecular function (GO): nucleic acid binding
Source: RefSeq, a predicted model, not a curated record